Molecule: messenger RNA, 2861 nt
Organism: Phragmites australis (common reed)
Lineage: Eukaryota; Viridiplantae; Streptophyta; Magnoliopsida; Poales; Poaceae
Product: HIPL1 protein-like
Exons: 7
Coding region: 623-2698 (691 amino acids)
Source: RefSeq, a predicted model, not a curated record
UGUGGGCUUAUGAAAGCCCUACGUACUUUCGAGUGGUCUUUUGCGAUUUGCUUCCCUUUGAUCCAAAAGGCAUUAUGGAAUUUGUGCAGCCAAACUAUUUUAAUUUUGGCCAACCACGUUGAAACGAUCUGAGCAUCUGGUGCUAUUCAGAAGUUACUUUUUUCAUGAUAAAUGUACGGAUAACACUUUUAUAUACAUGGCAAGAUCUCUCUCUACAUGUAUGCCAAUAAUCGAAGUUUGUACUUAGUAGUACUCAGUCACACAUGUAGACGUGUGCAGAAGAAGAUAGGGAGAUUAAAGUAGUGGAUGGACUGCUGCUGCAUUUCCCAACUAUCUCGUCUCCUCUGCUAGGUUCCCUACCACCAACCCAAUUGCUGAUUUCUCUACUCUCCGAGUUGACAACUUGACAUACAUGCUGCCUCUCUCUCUCUUCCCUAUCUUCUUCUAAAUGGAGUCCUACGACUCCUGAUCUCACUACUCUUGUCUUGUCAAUCCAACCGAGUAGAGAGAGAGAGAGAGAGACCCAGUGGACACUAGCUAGCUAGAGUCUGCAGGGAGGUAGAGAGACAGAGAGUAGAUCGAUAAGAUCCAGAGUCCAUCUUGUUCGCCGACGAUCUUCAAGAUGCGGCUCGGCGCCGUCAUCUUCGGCUGCGCGCUCCUCCUGCUCCUCCCUGCCUCGCGUGCCUUCCCGCUAUGCACCGACCAAAGGGCGCCGGUGGUGCUCAACAAGACGCUCGGCUUCUGCGCCUCCUACAGCGGCAGCAGCUGCUGCGACGCCGCCGCCGACUCCGCGCUGCGCAAGCAGCUCGACGCCAUGAACGUCUCCGACGCUGCCUGCGCCGCCGUCCUCAAGUCCAUCAUCUGCGCGAAAUGCAGUCCAUACUCUGCUGACUUGUUCAACGCUGGGCCAAAGAUCCGGACAAUUCCUUUCCUGUGCAACUCUACCUCCUCAACAACUUCUGCUCAAUCCAAGGAAACCACACAGGACUACUGCAAACUUGUUUGGGAAACUUGCAAGGAUGUGAGAAUACUGAACUCUCCCUUUCAACCUCCCCUGCAAGGCAGUGCGACGCUUCCUAGUUCAUCGUCAAAGCUUACUGAUGCCUGGCAAUCCGAAAAUGACUUUUGUACAUCGUUUGGUGGCGCGCCAAAUGACCAGUCAGUUUGCUUCAGUGGCAAUGCAGUUUCAUUUAACACCACCCAACCUUCACCCUCUCCUAAAGGGAUAUGCCUAGAGAGGAUUGAUAAUGGAUCCUACCUUAACAUGGCUCCUCACCCUGAUGGCUCCAAUAGAAUCUUCUUGGGCAGCCAAGCUGGGAAGAUAUGGCUGGCAACUGUCCCUGAGCAAGGAUCUGGAGGUACUCUGCAAUUCGAAGAAGCAAGCCCAUUUGUUGAUCUGACUGACCAGGUCCACUUUGAUUCGAAGUUUGGACUCAUGGGUAUGGCUUUUCAUCCGAAUUUCGCAACCAAUGGCCGCUUCUUUGCCUCUUACAACUGUGAUAGGACAAAGUCACCCAGCUGCACGGGGAGAUGCUCCUGCAAUUCUGAUGUGGAUUGUGAUCCCUCAAAGCUCGGUACCGAUAAUGGUGCUCAACCAUGCCAGUAUCAAGUUGUUGUAUCGGAAUAUUCGGCCAAAGGUUCCUCAUCAAACGUUUCUGAGGUAACGUCUGCUGAUCCGUUUGAAGUUAGAAGGAUUUUUACUAUGGGGCUACCUUACACAUCUCAACAUGGAGGCCAAGUACUUUUUGGUCCUACCGAUGGCUACCUCUACCUAAUGAUGGGGGAUGGUGGAGGAAAGGGAGACCCUUUUAAUUUCGCUCAGAACAAAAAGUCACUUCUGGGAAAAAUUAUGAGGCUUGACAUUGACAAUACACUGAGAGAGAGUGAAAUCAAUAACAAAAGUUUAUGGGGUAAUUAUUCUAUUCCAAAAGACAACCCGUACGCUGAUGAUAGUGUCUUGGAACCAGAAAUUUGGGCAUUGGGUCUUAGAAACCCGUGGAGAUGCAGCUUUGAUUCGGAGAGGCCUUCCUACUUCUACUGUGGAGAUGUUGGUCAGGAUCUAUAUGAAGAAGUAGAUUUGAUAUCCAAAGGUGGAAACUAUGGAUGGCGUGCGUAUGAGGGGCCACUUGUUUAUCAUCCAUCAUGGGCACCUGGAGGAAACACAUCACUCAACUCCAUUAACGCCAUUCCUCCGAUCAUGGGAUACAGCCAUUCUGAUGUCAAUAAGAACAUUGGAUCCGCAUCGAUCAUGGGCGGUUAUGUCUACCGAGGCUCUACUGAUCCUUGCUUGUAUGGAAGGUACUUGUAUGCUGAUCUUUACGCCUCAGUCAUGUGGACUGGCACAGAGACCCCGGACAGCAGCGGGAACUACACCUCCACUCUGAUUCCCUUCAGCUGCUCCAAGGACUCCCCAAUACCCUGUGACACCGCUGCUGGGAGCCCCCUCCCAUCACUGGGCUACAUAUACUCCUUCGGUGAGGACAACAGCAAGGACAUCUAUGUCUUGGCCAGCAAAGGCGUCUACCGAGUCGUCAGGCCCAGCCUCUGUGACUACACUUGUCCAACAGAGAAAGCUGCAACGAACAAUGGUGCGACACCUCCUGCUCCUUCAUCCAAGGCGCCAGCGACAGGAAAAACGAGCAAGGAGAUGGGAGUCCUUUUGCUGUCUGUUAUUAUGUUCUGGGUUUUGGUAACAUAGGAUGGGUGAUCAAUCCUGAUAUGUUGGAUACUCAUUAGGUUGAAAUCAUACCAUUUUUGUGAGCUCCCCUUGGAGUAAAAUGCUCAAAUGUUGCAUAAACUCCCCUGCUGUAAACGCAAACUAGUAACUUCAUAAGCUUUCCAACGAUAUAUACUCUAUAUAA